AGCGCAGCGCUGCAUCAUGACACUCCACUGGACUUAAGCAAUAAGGAUAUCCGUCUUCACACACUAAACUGACGUUCACCGCUACAUUUUUCCGAGACAAAAAGUUUGCCAAAGCUGUCCACUUGUUUUCCAAGAUGCCACGCUCUUUUCUGGUCAAGAAACACAUAAACUCCGCAAAGAAGCCAAAUUAUAGUGAGUUGGAAAGCCCAACAGUGUUCAUCACGCCGCACAUCUACAAGGGCCUCCCCCUGCCCGUCAUCCCCCAGCCGGAGAUCCUGAGCCCGGCAGCGUACAGCCCCAUCACGGUGUGGACUACCAGCAACUUGCCGCUGUCUCCGCUCCCCAGUGACCUCUCCCCCAUCUCUGGAUACCCCUCGUCGCUCUCCGACACCUCCUCUAAAGACCACAGCGGCUCUGAAAGCCCUAGGAGUGAUGAAGACGAGCAGAUGCUGCCCAAGCUCACAGACCCUCACGGAGUGGAGGCAGAGAAAUUCCAAUGUAGUUUGUGCAGCAAGUCGUACUCCACGUACUCUGGACUGCUCAAGCACAAACAGCUGCACUGCGACGCCCAAACGAGGAAAUCCUUCAGCUGUAAAUACUGCGAGAAGGAGUAUGUUAGCCUCGGAGCCCUCAAAAUGCACAUCAGGACUCACACUUUGCCUUGUGUUUGCAAAAUAUGCGGGAAAGCUUUCUCCAGACCGUGGCUUCUCCAAGGACACAUCAGGACGCACACCGGAGAGAAGCCGUUCUCCUGCCCUCACUGCAACAGGGCGUUUGCAGACAGGUCCAAUCUCAGGGCGCACCUACAGACCCAUUCGGAUGUGAAAAAAUACCAAUGCAAGAACUGCUCCAAAACCUUCUCCAGGAUGUCUCUUCUGCACAAGCAUGAGGAAUCUGGUUGUUGUGUAGCACACUGAUCUGGGAUACUUUUCCACCACCAGAAAAAACCCCUCUGUUACUUCUUCCUUAUUUUUGUCCAAGCCCAGGAGAACUGUCAGGGAAUCAUAUCGAAGGGGGGUUUGUUCCCUAAUAUGCAGACUUUUUUUUUUUCUACGACCGGUCGAUUUCAUUUCAGAGUAAGAAAUAGCUCUGUGCUCACGUGCUUCUCGUUUCAAGCAGUGUUUCUGUGAUUGCAAUCAGUGUCGAGCUUUGUCAAACCAUGUACUCACCUACCUGUGCUAUUCAUGCACUUUUCUGCAUGUCUAGAAUGUUUUAUAUGCCUACACAAUGUUAUCUUCAGUGUUUGUACCAAUGUC
Messenger RNA from Xiphias gladius (swordfish), 1256 nucleotides. It is a transcript of the gene snai2, whose product is annotated as snail family zinc finger 2. Gene Ontology annotation, molecular function: RNA polymerase II cis-regulatory region sequence-specific DNA binding; DNA-binding transcription factor activity, RNA polymerase II-specific. The record is from RefSeq and is a predicted model, not a curated record. Gene Ontology annotation, biological process: regulation of DNA-templated transcription. The coding region runs from base 135 to 917 and encodes 260 amino acids. The transcript is spliced from 3 exons. NCBI's taxonomy places the organism in Eukaryota, Metazoa, Chordata, Actinopteri, Istiophoriformes, Xiphiidae.